Molecule: messenger RNA, 648 nt
Organism: Lodderomyces elongisporus
Lineage: Eukaryota; Fungi; Ascomycota; Pichiomycetes; Serinales; Debaryomycetaceae
Gene: ERG2
Product: C-8 sterol isomerase
Exons: 1
Coding region: 1-648 (215 amino acids)
Biological process (GO): ergosterol biosynthetic process
Cellular component (GO): endoplasmic reticulum
Source: RefSeq, a predicted model, not a curated record
AUGAGACUCGUUUUACUUAGUCUACCAGUGAUCUGGUACAUUUUCAAUCACCUUUUUAAUACUUGGCUUCCUACAAACUACAAGUUUGACAAAGUGGUUCUUCAAAAUCUCGUACAAGAAGUUCUUCAAGAUCACCCCGAGGGAAAUGCCACUGCGAUCAUGAUUGAUCUCACGCCGAAGUUACAGCAGGCAUACCCUGGUCUUAUCAAUGAUUUGAAUUUCGAACACUGGUUCUACAAUAAUGCUGGUGGUGCAAUGGGCCAAAUGACUAUUUUGCACGCGUCAAUUUCCGAAUACUUGAUCUUUUUUGGUACUUCUGUUGGAACUGAAGGUCAUACUGGUGUGCAUUUUGCCGAUGACUAUUUUACUAUUUUGACUGGUGAACAAAGAGCUGCGUACCCUGGGAAAUUGGAGCCCGAGGUUUAUAAGCCAGGUGAUCAACAUCAUUUGCCCAAGGGGCAUGUGAAACAAUACAUGAUGCCUGGUGAGAGUUUUGCUUUAGAGUUAGCUCAAGGCUGGAUUCCUGCAAUGUUACCCUUUGGACUCUUGGACACAUUGAGCUCAACAUUGGAUUUCCAUACAUUUUAUUUAACCUCGUAUUACACUGCCAAGGAUAUGGUUAAGAAUUUGCUCAACGGCAAAUUUUAA